This is a messenger RNA of Gekko japonicus, 957 nucleotides long. RefSeq names its product olfactory receptor 52B2-like. The record is from RefSeq and is a predicted model, not a curated record. Gene Ontology annotation, molecular function: G protein-coupled receptor activity; olfactory receptor activity. Lineage: Eukaryota; Metazoa; Chordata; Lepidosauria; Squamata; Gekkonidae. Gene Ontology annotation, biological process: G protein-coupled receptor signaling pathway. Bases 1 to 957 code for a protein of 318 amino acids. The transcript has a single exon. Gene Ontology annotation, cellular component: membrane.
AUGCCGGAAGCCAAUCGCAGUUCCUCCCCUCCUGACACCUACGUCCUGGCUGGCAUUCCCGGGAUGGAGGCUUCCCACAUCUGGAUCUCCAUCCCCUUCUGCCUGAUGUACGCGGUGGCGCUCCUGGGGAACGGCUGCUUGCUGUUUGUCAUCUUGACCGAGCGCAGCCUCCACCAGCCCAUGCACCUCUUCCUUUCCAUGCUGGCCACGGCCGACUUGCUGCUCUCGACCACCACGGUGCCAAAGAUGCUGGCCAUAUUCUGGUUCCGGGCUGGGGAGAUCUCCUUCGAGGGGUGUCUGGCCCAGAUGUUCUUCAUCCACGUCAUCUUCAUCGCUGAGUCGGCCAUCCUAAUGGCCAUGGCCUUUGACCGGUACAUUGCCAUCUGUGACCCACUGCGCUACACCACUGUGCUCACCGGCUCCGUCAUUCGGAAAAUUGGGUUGGCGGCCAUCGCCAGGAGCUUCUGCAUCAUUUUCCCCGUCAUCUUCCUCGUCAAGCGGUUGACCUUUUGCCAGCGGAAUGUCCUCCCCCAUACCUACUGUGAGCACAUGGGCAUUGCCCGUUUGGCUUGCUCUGACAUCACCGUCAACAUCUGGUAUGGCUUCAUGGUGGCCCUUCUGGCCAUCGGCCUAGAUGCAUUGCUGAUCGCUACAUCCUAUGCAUUGAUCCUCAGAGCUGUCUUCCGGCUCCCUUCCAAGGAUGCGAGGCGCAAGGCGCUCGGCACCUGCGGGUCCCACCUCUGUGUCAUCCUGAUGUUCUACACCCCUGCAUUCUUCUCGUUCUUUGCCCACCGCUUUGGCCACAACAUCCCAGGUUACAUUCACAUCCUUCUGGCCAACUUGUACGUGCUUGUCCCACCCAUGCUGAAUCCCAUCGUUUAUGGGGUGAAAACCAAAGAGAUUCUGAGAACGGCGACCAGAAAGCUCCACCAACAUUUUAGCAAGUCACUCAUCUAA